CCAAAGCUUCUUCAGCCAUUUGCAAACUCUAAGCCCUGGGCUUGAAACAAUACACUUGAUGUGCUCGGAAUAAAAGCAGCCGACACCCCUCGCCUCUGUUACCUACCUAUUGUGAUACUCGAGCGCUCUACGCGGCUACAGUCACAACUGCAUACCUGCAUACCUGCAUCCAAAGUACCUGCAUACACAUCAUCAGCAUCUCGUUGCUCUCGAAUCGACCUCGCCUUCUACUACACAAACCCAGCAUCUACCUCAUCGCAUCACAAUGGCUAUCCGGGACCGGUUUCGUCGCGCCAUGCGCAGAUCCGACGACUCAGACACCAUUUCUCAGACAGACUCAAAUACCACCGACUCAUCGGCCAGACAAAGCUCCAGCUCCGAAUCGGCGCCCCAGCUGUCGCUGAAAAAGACCAGCUCGGUGCUGUCAAGGCUAUUCAAGGACACCAAGGAGAAGGAGGCCAAGAAGGAGGAAAAAGACCGCAAGAAGACCAAGGGCAGAACCUGGAAGCACCCCAGCGAAAAGCCCCUGACGGAGCAGAACCUCAAGCACCAGGAGAUGCUCAGCCAUUUCACCAUGACUUUUGGCGCCAGCGAUCCAACGCAGGUUCAGGAGCUCGACUUUGACGGAAUCAGCCCGUGCUGCACUCGCAACUGCAGCAUCGACCUUGGAUCGCCAGACAGCAUCUGAUCUGAGCGUCUGCAAUAUGCACGAUACGUUGCCGGGAACCGAUGCUUAUGCGACUUGCGACCGGAAAUUUUCCCCAUUCGCCAAGUCGGCCGGCUAUAAUGGCUAUAUGCACGCAUCGCAUCGAUUCACACUUUCGGUACCUGAACAGCUACACGACAAACUCGUGCUGUUUCAACACCCCUUGACUGGGAAAAAAAAUUCAAUAUCACCAUCCCUCGACGACUUUACUCCUUCUUCGACCUUGUCUUAUUUUACCUCGAUUUUUCGACCCCCUUUUUCUCCUACUUUUCGCUGUUUUAAUAUCCACGAUGCGGAGGAGACGCCACCUACACCUGCGCUAAAUACCGGUGCCAAGCGUACCUGCAUGAGGGGACAGAUCUAGAUCUCUGCUAGACCGUCGAGCCUCAUGUGACCACUGCUUUUUUUCAUUUCCUUGAUUCAACAAUAUUCUUUCUUAGUGCAACCCGCAUUUCGGCUCCGGCACGGGAUUCGCGCGUUCACCUUGUGUUAUGUUUUAUCACGACGCAAAUGGCUAUGACGAUGGGGGCGGCUUUUACAGCUAGAUACGUGGGUUUCUGGCAUCUUUCUCGGCUUUUCAUUUGUUUAUUACGGAAUUGGACACAUUCUACACAGGUACCAUGCUUGCUGUAGACGGAUCAUGGCGUUGGUUGGAAACACUCGACAUAGCUCGAGCAAUUGGGUUACAUACACGGUACAGAAUAUGUGCUCGUAUUUUUGACAGCUUUAGACAUUAUUUUAAUGGAUUUCAGUAAUUACUUAC
Molecule: messenger RNA, 1469 nt
Organism: Trichoderma virens Gv29-8
Lineage: Eukaryota; Fungi; Ascomycota; Sordariomycetes; Hypocreales; Hypocreaceae
Exons: 1
Coding region: 266-688 (140 amino acids)
Source: RefSeq, a predicted model, not a curated record